AUGAAAUCAAAAGACAUAGAGCAAAACAGCAAAGUCAAUAAUAUAAAAACAAUUCCAAUCGAUUCAGCGUAGGAUUGCAAGAAAUACUAACAUGCUAAUACUUAAAUUUAUCAGUAGUAAAUCAACCAUUCCUGCAUAGAAUCAAACAAGCAUUUCUCAGUCCCAAAUUAUUACAAAAGUUUUUAAACUCAGAAUAUUUAGUUGUAUUUGCCUCUACGUGUUAAAACAGUAAGGGAUUAACUGUUAGUAGAAAAAGAAAUUAUUGAGAAGGUCUACUAAUUCGAAGAUUCAACAGAGUGGUUCAAAGGUAUAUUAAUUAUGCAACUCAAAUUUGGUUACUGUAAAUAUUACAAGAAGAAGCAAUAUUAUUAUGAGGAUAUUUUUGUUGUGGACUCAAACUUGGAAAAGGUCUGA
Molecule: messenger RNA, 414 nt
Organism: Paramecium tetraurelia
Lineage: Eukaryota; Ciliophora; Oligohymenophorea; Peniculida; Parameciidae
Exons: 1
Source: RefSeq, a predicted model, not a curated record